AUGGACUUUACAGAAUUAUACAAACAAACUUCAUAUAAUGUUAAAUUUUCACCCGAUGUGAAAUACCUUGUAACCGCUGUUCAACAGAAACUAGUUGUUCGCGAAGCGGCAACUUUGCAAAUUUUAUCCAUAUUCUCUUAUCCUAAUAUUAUAAAUAAAGUUGAAUGGACGCGUGAUUCAGAAUUAAUCUUGGCAGCUUGCUCUUCACAUAAUCUGGUCGCUGGGCUUUAUUUUCGCAAGGAUGGAAGAUACUUUAUUCUAGCAAGGCGUAUCGAAGGAAAGGAUAUCAUUAGCAUCUAUUAUUGUGAAGAUGCUUGGACGUUGGUGAAACAAUUUUUUAUUUAUUAUGAUCUCCAGAUGGAAGAUUUGUUGCUGUUUGGGAUCAUUAUAUGGAAAAGACGUAAAUUAAUAUACACAUCGGACGGGCAAUGCUUGCAAAAGUACAACGAGAAUACUGUGCUUGGAGUAAAAUGUGUCACGUGGGCGCCCUCCAGUCAAUUCUUAGCAGUCGGGAGUUAUGACCAGAAGAUUCGUUUGCUAGACUAUUACUCUUGGAAACCGACUAUAGAAUUCACUCAUUUUAACGACAUCAGUGAUGAUGAUAUAUUGCACCCGGAAGUAGGUGUCGGAGUUUGCAAAUUCAAUUCCACUGGAAGUUUAAUAGCUUCAUGUAACGACAAUAUGCCGGAAUGCCUAUGGAUCUGGGAUAUAUCUAAAAGAAAACUGAUAGCUGUGAUUGUACAAUUGAUGACCAUAAAGCAAUUUUGCAGGAAUCCUAUUGAACCCGAACUACUUGCGAUUUGUUGUGGGAAUGAUAAUAUAUACUUUUAG
Molecule: messenger RNA, 831 nt
Organism: Acaulospora morrowiae
Lineage: Eukaryota; Fungi; Glomeromycota; Glomeromycetes; Diversisporales; Acaulosporaceae
Source: the annotation of a GenBank genome assembly